Messenger RNA from Exophiala viscosa, 1365 nucleotides. RefSeq lists its product as uncharacterized. Bases 1 to 1365 code for a protein of 454 amino acids. The record is from RefSeq and is a predicted model, not a curated record. The transcript has 3 exons. NCBI's taxonomy places the organism in Eukaryota, Fungi, Ascomycota, Eurotiomycetes, Chaetothyriales, Herpotrichiellaceae.
AUGGCCGGCUGGCAUGACCGCAAUGUGACCGCUCCUCAUCUGUCCCUCCACGCCGUCCUGAUCUGCCUGCUCACCCUCCUCGUUCGUGUCACCACCGCCCUCCAGUCUGUUACCGGGUCGCCUUGCGAAUCCGUCUGCGCCAGCGCUGGCAGCCUCUCGGACGAUGUCGUCUGCCUCGAUGCAGACUACCAGUCUCUCCAGCAGGGCCGAGCCUUCAACCAAUGUGUGGCAUGUCAGUUGAACAGCACGGCCAUAGACACAAGCAAGAAUGAGACGGACGUAGAGUGGGGACUGCUGGCUCUUCGCUACACUCUCGCAGGAUGCAUGUUUGCGAUUCCCGAAGACCGGAUCUCCAUCAGCAGUCCAUGCCAGGUCAGCUGCGCCGUGCUGAACGAGACCAUCGGCUACGAGAUCACGAACGACACCUCCACGAGUCAGCCUGGCGAAGCGUUCUGCAAUGUAGGAGACUUUGACGACACAUCUAUCAACAGAUGUGCAUUAUGCUACAGCUAUAUCCCACAACAAUUAUUCCUCGCCAACUUCCUACAAGCACUGCACAUUGCUUGCCGACAGCCUCCCGUGGCCGGCAAGCCGUUCUUCCCCGACGCAGCCUCGAUCUUCAACGAAACACUAAUAGCCGGUCCCACCAGCGCAUCCAACAGCAACUCCUCAACCUCCGGACUGCACGGCUGGAAACUCCCUCUAGCCAUCGCCCUGCCCAUCGUAGGCGGCAUCCUGCUCCUCGGAAGCACAUGCUGGUGCUGCUUCGCAUAUACACGCAAGCGACGACAACGCAUGGCCCAGACAGGGCGCAUGAGUCGAGUCCACGACCAGCACGCCGACAGCUUGUACAGUCCCAUGUCAGCCAAGGCUGUCGAAUCAUGGGGUCGUGCGGAGCCGCCGACAGAAAUGCACGCCAUCAGCCCGACCCUCAGUGGCCACAACGCUCACGCGAAACAACCAAGCCCAGGUCUCGCGCAGGGUAGAUGGAGUCACCAGAUGACCCCGGGUCAGAAAUCCGAUUUGGCAAGAUGGAGUGCUCAACAACAACUAGCCGUGUCGGCGGGAGGAUCAAAGGAGGGCACUCCAUUGAGAAGCAGUUUCCAAAGAGAAGACGUCGGGCCUGGACGGGACCAAGUCCAGGAUCCGAAUCUGCAUGAGCAGUUCUUCGGGGUCGACGACGAAGAUAUAGAUGGUGACCUACCUGGACCAAGUGACGGUCAGCAGCACCCAUAUUUUCCACAGCCUGGCGUACAUGGGGCUGGACCGGGCGAUGCACAGCAGUCAUACUAUCCUUAUCCGACCGGUGUACAUGGAGCAGGUGGCCUGCAUGCGCAGGACUAUCACAGCGGGCAUUUCAUAUAA